Messenger RNA from Bactrocera neohumeralis, 1273 nucleotides. Its product is annotated as integrin alpha-PS5-like. Gene Ontology annotation, biological process: cell-cell adhesion; integrin-mediated signaling pathway; cell-matrix adhesion. Gene Ontology annotation, molecular function: integrin binding. The record is from RefSeq and is a predicted model, not a curated record. The annotation marks the transcript as partial. Gene Ontology annotation, cellular component: integrin complex; external side of plasma membrane. The transcript is spliced from 5 exons. NCBI's taxonomy places the organism in Eukaryota, Metazoa, Arthropoda, Insecta, Diptera, Tephritidae.
GUAACAUUAGGCAGCGGCAGCGUAUUACCUCUCAAAUAUAUUAUAACUAACAAUGGCGAGGAAGCCUACAAUACCCUACUCAUCAUAAAAUCCUCCUUAAACGUGCCCAUCGCAAAAAUGCCUGCCGAAUGUGUUGGAGAAUUCGAGUUUAGUUGGCGUGUGGUAUGCAGCAUUGCGAAGCGACGGGCCUUCAAAGGUAGCACGGAACUAGAGCUCAGCCUUGAUCUUAGUAAUGUGGUCGGUGCUACUGAAGUGGAUAUAAACGCAAUUGUUCACAGUACGGGAAAUGAAGUGAGUCCAAAGGAUAACAAAUCGUCUGACAAGGUAAAACUUACCACAACAGCUGAGAUUUGGAUAACAGAGACUUCAACGAACAAAAUUUUUGCUGGAACCGAUGGGAAAGAAAAUAUCGCGGUUUCAACGGCUUUUGAGAUACAAAAUAACGGUCCCAGUCCGCUUAGUUUCUUUCACUUAAUUGUUGAUUUUCCUAUUGGAUUCAGCGGCGGCCAAUAUAUCAGCAACUACUCAGCGCAAGCUUAUUUCAAGGACCAUGAGUAUUCUAGUUUAGAAUUCAACAAAUCUGCACCAGCGUCGCCACCAAUAUUGAACACUACCGAGAUAUUAUACUUGAAUCAUUUACCCGAAAAUCACACGACUUUUGUCAGUUGCCAAUCGACCGAAAACUCCGAAAUGUCGUGCGCCUUGAGUGAUUUACUGCUGACGAAUGCCUUGUUCCCUGGCGAGAAUAUCACAUUGUUAUUGAACUAUGAAAUGAACUGGAAAAAGGCUGAGAAACUGCUGUCAAGCAGUAGUCAAUAUUUGGCCCAUGUUGCAAUGGUGAAUUUUAGGACAGAUAUACCCCUAAAUGGUAACUUAAGUAUUAAAAAGCAUUUCAAAGGCGCCAUAUUUGUGAAGAUCGCUAAACGUAAUCUAUUCUGGAUAUAUUUGGGCGCCAUAAUUGGUGGUAUACUUUUGCUUAUUGGAAUGAUAUUGCUGCUAAGAAAGCUGGGCUUCUUCAAACGAUUGACAAAGGAGGAAAUGGAGAAGAAUUUGAUUGAAAAGCGUGAAAAGGCGCGCAUGAAGGAGGAUCUCGAUGUGUGUGUGGCCGAAAUAGAGGAUGAUUUAACCAGUUCUUAGUGGUUUUCAUGCAGUGCAAAGAUUAUUAAAAUAUUAAAUAUUAUUAAGUCAAUUGUUGAUCAUAUAUGAAGAUACACAUUUAUUCAGGGUUUUUUGUUAAAUAUAAGAGUAUUAAAUUCUCCAGAACUAAAAUAUA